Messenger RNA from Acyrthosiphon pisum (pea aphid), 928 nucleotides. RefSeq lists its product as uncharacterized. The transcript is spliced from 4 exons. The coding region runs from base 90 to 524 and encodes 144 amino acids. Lineage: Eukaryota; Metazoa; Arthropoda; Insecta; Hemiptera; Aphididae. The record is from RefSeq and is a predicted model, not a curated record.
AUUAGGUAUAAUUAAAAAUAAGUAUCAAUAUUCUGAUUCUAUGUUUGAAGUAGAAGUGCAAAGUUGGUUUAGAACUGCUAAAACUCGAUAUGACAGGACAAACGCUGUUAAGAGUUCAUAAACGCAUUAAAGAUAUUGGAAGUGUAUCUAAACGUCAAUUUCAGAGGCGUAUUAAAAAUAAAUUACAAUUACUUCUUAAUAAUAAUCCAGCAAUACCCAUAAAUCCUGAUAUCCAAUCUUCAUCACAACUAACAAAUCUUUUCAUACUUUCAAAAGCAUCUUCCAAUGAAGAAAUUAACUCAAUCAAUUGUAUUGAGUCAUGUCCUUCUAUGAAUGUUUUAACUAACAAUUUGCAGACUAAUCAAUUUUAUAAUUUCAAUGAUUUUCCUGAAGACAUCCAGCCUGUUAAAAAUAUACUGUGUGCAACUAGUUCAAUCAGAGACAAAAAUAAAGAUCUUGUACAACAACUUCGAAAAUGGGCAGUGCAGUCAAUGUAUCUCACGCGUGUGCUAAUAAAAUGUUAGAAAUCCUGAGAAGUUCAGGUCUACAAGUUCCUAAAGAUAUUCGAACAAUCCUGCAUGAAAAUAAGGUUAUUAGGCCUAUUCUAGAAAUUGAAAAUGGAUCUUAUCUCGAUUUAGGUAUUUAUAAUAUUGUACAACCUCAUUUAGUUAAAGAAAUAGAUAGUAUUCCUAAUAAUACUACAAUAAAAUUGGGUUUUAGUAUUGAUGGGUUACCUUUAGCUAAAAGCUCUAAGACUCAGUUUUGGCCUAUUCUUCUAUCAUUCAUCAAUGUACCAAUCUUUUCAAACAAAAUAUUUCCUGUUGGUAUUUAUCACAGCUUUAAAGGCAAACCCAGUAAUGUAAACGAGUACUUACAGCCAUUUAUUAAUGAGCUAAAUAGUAUUUUAACAUCAGGUAUUAAAAUUAAU